UAGAAUAAAACAUAUAAAAAUCUUCUAACAUAUCAUGUAACCAACCCUUUAAAUGACUUUUUCAGUGGUUCUUAGCCUUUUUUUUUUUUCUUUAGAACAUUGACCCCUAUGGCAGUCUGGUAAAGUCUAUGGACCUUUGUUAGAAUAAUGUUUUUUAAAACAUUUUUUCUUAUCAUUAUAUCACUAAGAAAAUCAAUUAUAUUGAAAUUCAGUUAUCAGAAUAUUUUUCAGUACAAAAUAGUUAUAUACUUGUUUUUAUUACGCAUUAAAAAGUUCUAGCAGUGAUUAUAAUUGCUACUGUAAUUUUGUUUUGAAGUGAUGAGUAUAAAUGAUGCUUUGAGAUAUUUGUAGUAACUAAUAUGAUAUGAAAAUAUGUUUCAACUGAUAUCAAAAUUACAAGCACUGGGCCUCCCUGGUGGCACAGUGGUUUAGAAUCCACCUGCCAAUGCAGGGGACACGGGUUCGAGCCCUGGUCUAGGAAGAUCCCACAUGCCGCGGAGCAACUAAGCCUGUGCGCCACAACUACUAAGCCUGUGCGCCACAACUACUAAGCCUGUGCUCUAGAGCCCGUUAGCCACAACUACUGAGCCCGCGUGCUGCAACUACUGAAGCCCGCACGCCAAGAGCCCAUGCUCCGCAGCAAGAGAAGCCACUGCAAUGAGAAGCCCACGCACUGCAACAAAGAGUAGCCCCUGCUCGCCGCAGCUAGAGAAAGCCUGUGCACAGCAAGGGAGACCCAACACAGCCAAAACAGGUAGACUCAAAAAGCCUUUUGUAAAGGUGGAAGAUAUAAGCCAGCUUUAUAGGCCAUUUUAUCUUCAGCUGACCAAUAUGCCUUUUAUAAACUAUUCUGUUCAGAAGCCCUCCAGUCCAUUUGAUGUAGAUAAGCCAUCUACCACCCAAAAGGAAACUCAGGUUAAACUAAGGAUCCAAACAGAUGGUGAUAAAUGUGGUGGAAUCCCAGUUCAACUCCAGUUAAAAGAGAAGAAAAAAAAGGGAUAUUGUGAAUGUUGCUUGCAGAAAUACGAAGAUCUCGAUACUCAUCUUCUAAGUGAGCAACACAGAAACUUUGCACAGAGUAAUCACUAUCAACUUGUUGAUGACAUUGUAUCUAAGUUAGUUUUUGACUUUGUGGAAUAUGAAAGGGACAUGCCUAAAAAUAAAAGAAUAAAAUACAGUGUUGGUUCCCUUUCUCCUAUUACUGCAAAUGUUUUGAAAAAGUUUGAACGUAAAGAAAAGAUGGAAUUACAACAUACUUCUCAGAAAAACUCCAGGGAAAAUGUACAGGUGAUGGAGCACGGUUUCCUGGAUAAAGAAACCCAGGAACCUGAACAAAAGUUUAUGUCUACUUCAGAACACAUCCCACACCCUUCAAGUGAAUUAAGAGGACAUGAUGAUAAAACAUCUAAUAAAUGUUCCAUGUUAAAUCCAGCUGAAAAUGACAUAAAAGAAAAUUUUAUAUCUCUAAAUUUUAUAUCUCUAUCUCCACAUAAAAAUAAACAGGAAUGCAUUCUUAAUGUUCCUAAACAUAAAUUAAUCAUAAAUGAAAAUGACUUAGAGGUAAGGGUGGAUCACUGUCCACAUAGGCAACAGGCAUCUGUACAAGUUUCUCAUUUCAGUACGGAUAAUAGUGCAUCUCAACCAAAACAAAAGUCAGAUACUGUACUUUUUCCAGCAAAGGAUAUGAAGGAAAAGGACCUUCGUUCAGUAUUUCAUCGUGAUUCUGAUCUGUUAGCAAUAAACAGUUCACAGAAGCACCUAACAAUUCAGGCAAAGGCUCCAUCCCAAAGCCCUACUGAGGAACCCAACCCAUGUGACAUCAAGAAUAUGGAUAGUUUACCUUCUGGUAAAAUCCAUCGGAAAGUGAAAAUACUAUUAAGAAGAAAUAAAAAAGAAAACCUGGAACCAAAUGUGGAGUUAGAUAAGAAAAGAACUGAAUUUCUUACUACACAGGAAGAAAACAGAAUUUGUAGCUCAUCAGUACAGUCUCUACUGGACUUAUUUCAAACCAGUGAAGAAAAGUCAGAAUUUUUGGGUUUCACAAGCUACACUGAAAACAGUGGUAUAUGUGAUGUUUUAGAUAUUUGGGAAGAGGAAAACUCAAAUCUCUUAUCAGUGUUUUUCUCUUCCCCUUCAACUUCUACAUUUUCUGGUUUUUAGAUUUAAAAAAAUAAAUACCUUUCAGAAGCAAUGAAGAUCAUAUUCUUGAAAUUUUUAAGAAUAUGUAUAAAAAUUCUUAGUUUUGGGGGUGAGGUUUUGCCAAUUUUGUUUACAGAAUGAAAUGUAAAUAUUAACAAUAAAGGUGAUUGCAUUUUUCUACAGAAUUGAA
Messenger RNA from Orcinus orca (killer whale), 2329 nucleotides. It is a transcript of the gene DBF4, whose product is annotated as DBF4 zinc finger. Gene Ontology annotation, biological process: regulation of cell cycle phase transition; positive regulation of nuclear cell cycle DNA replication. NCBI's taxonomy places the organism in Eukaryota, Metazoa, Chordata, Mammalia, Artiodactyla, Delphinidae. The transcript has 6 exons. Gene Ontology annotation, molecular function: protein serine/threonine kinase activator activity; nucleic acid binding; zinc ion binding. The record is from RefSeq and is a predicted model, not a curated record. The coding region runs from base 658 to 2160 and encodes 500 amino acids. Gene Ontology annotation, cellular component: Dbf4-dependent protein kinase complex; nucleus.